CCCUUUACCUCUCCAAACAUUCUUCCCCCUCACUUCCCAGCCAUGGCGACUACUUUACCCAUGUCUUUUGAUCACUUUGCGGCCUGCCCGUUCCCGGUUUUCGAACCCGAUUUAUCCCAUUGGGAAUGGGAAGAACCGCCGGCUCCGGCCUUCGUUUUCCCAACCCAACACUACGAUGCUUCCUCGCUGGUGCCGCCAAAACAACACCACAUGUCGGAUUCCGACUCCAGUUCCGACAACCUUAAGACAAACCACGCCGCCGUUUCAAGUUCGGGUUCCGACGAGCGCAACCGGAACGAAAACUCCAAUAGUCACUCGUCGGAGGAUGAGCGGAAGCGGCGGCGCAAACUCUCGAACCGGGACUCCGCGAGGCGGUCCCGGCUGCGGAAGCAGAGGCAGCUGGAAGAGCUGAGCUGCGAACUGAACAGACUUCGAGCGGAGAACCUGGAGCUCACGAGCCAGCUCCGGUCGGCGAUGCAGCGGUGCGUGGUGGCGCAAAGGAACACCGAGAUGAUCCGGGCCGAAUCGUCGGCUCUGCGGCGAAUACUUUGGGAUAUUCGGCAGGCGUUUCUUCUCCGGCAGCUUCAGAGUCAACAAGAACAGUUGACUUCAGUUCCUCCUCUACAUGCAUAAUAAAUCGCUGACAAAAAUUUGCAGCAUCAAACAACAUCAGAAACCCUAGCUAGCUAAUUAUUCCGUGCCUCAGAAUUAAUUAUUGGAAGUACUACAAUCCGUGAGAGCAUGUAUA
This is a messenger RNA of Cuscuta epithymum, 748 nucleotides long. The record is from the annotation of a GenBank genome assembly. NCBI's taxonomy places the organism in Eukaryota, Viridiplantae, Streptophyta, Magnoliopsida, Solanales, Convolvulaceae.